Molecule: messenger RNA, 1635 nt
Organism: Misgurnus anguillicaudatus (oriental weatherfish)
Lineage: Eukaryota; Metazoa; Chordata; Actinopteri; Cypriniformes; Cobitidae
Product: T-cell surface glycoprotein CD1b3-like
Biological process (GO): immune response
Cellular component (GO): external side of plasma membrane
Source: RefSeq, a predicted model, not a curated record
UUCCAAUACCAUAUUCUCAUUAAAGUAACUUGGUUCAGUAAUAGCUGAUAUAUUAAAAUGAUUUGGUAUUUUCCAGGUUCUCACUCUUUGUGGAUGCUUUUGACUUACGUUGAUGAAAAAACACCAUUUUCUUUUUUUAACGGCACACUCAUGUUGGAUGACAUAACCGUAGGAUACAUUGAUUCGGAGAAAUUUACCUUCAUUCCCAGAGGAAAUACUAUAAAUGAAAAUGACGUGGUGAAUUCAGAUAACCUCAAUGUCAUAAUAGAAUAUAUGUUGGAUUACAUUGCUCCACAAAUAUUGUCAAAUGAAAUCAAAACAAUGAGUAUUUACACCCAAACAGAAAGCCCUAAGGUUUUUCAGGCUAUAGCUCUUUGUGAAGUGGGGGAAAAUGGCAAGCCCGGGCAAAUGAUAUUUGCCAUUGCUUUUAGAGGCUGCACUAUAGAAAAACAGCAUUUUCUUGACAAUAUGUUUACAUGUCAGGGUAUCAGGCACGAAAAAAUGAAACGACACAGGCCGGAAGUGAAUGGUGCCAUGCUCGAUUAUGCCUCCAAAUACUAUCCAACCUGCAUCACACUGCUCAAGAAUUACCUUAAGAAAAGAGAUACUCAGAUAAAUAGAACAGUGAAACCCAGAAUUAGUCUCAUACAGAAAGCAAACCCAGAUUGUGGAGGGUCUCGGGUGAUGUGUCUGGCAACAGGAUUUUACCCUCGACACAUUAAUCUGACCCUGUUCAGAGAUGGACAGCCUGUAUCUGAUGAUGAGAUCACUGGAGGAGAUCUGCUGCCCAAUGAUGAUGGGACGUACCAGAUGAGGAAGACUCUGGAGAUCAGUGAAGAAGAACAGAGAGAGAAACACAAAUAUACCUGCACUGCCACACAUCUCAGUCUGGACAACAAACUGGACUUCAAACUAGACUAUCCGGGAAGAACAUUGACAUCAGACCCAGAUUCAGUGCUUUGUGUUUUUAUAAUCUCACACAUUGUCUGUAUUGUGUGCAUUAUAAUUGUAUAUUAUUCUCAAUCGCGUGCAGGGUUUUGGAUAUGUAUUGGAUUUUGUGUAAUACUGCUCAUUUCUCAGCUUCCUGCUAAUCAGCUUCUGUUCAAAGCACUGUAUAAAAUUUACACAACAUCAUGGGAUUAAAGUGGGAAACAUGAAGAAGUGGAGAGUUUUUCCAAAGUAAUUCCGAAGAUUUUCUAAGUAAUAGACUCCUGAGGCCUUGAUCCUGAAAAAAGCAUCUGUAUUUUACUGCAAUAACUGACAUGUAUUCACAGUCAUCAUAAUUAGCCAUAAUGUCACAACAUCUAUUGAGACCACAUACAGAUUGAUAUGCCUACAUUUCUAAUUCUUUCCAUUCAUGUUUUAGUUCACUUCUUGAUGUCAUUUGCAACCUUUCUUGCUGAUAUUUGCUAUUAGGAUUGAAAAUUAAGUUCUGGUCUUUGUCCUUGCUGGUCUUUCUUUAAUACUGAUCUGUAUUCCCCAACACUAACUUUUUCAGAAUAAUCAAACUAUAGAAUGGAUCUUAAGGUUUAUUAAAGUAUGAAAAUGCACUUUAGAUUUAAAGAUGUAAUUGACUAUGCCUGCUAUUAAAUUUACACUUGUGAAAAAAUAUAUAUCUUUAAUGCAACUGAUUAA